AUGUCUGUGGAUUUUAAGACUUACGUCGAUCAGGCUUGCAGGGCUGCUGAGGAGUUUGUCAGUAUUUACUACGACACCAUGGACAGGAGGCGCCGGGCCCUGCCCCGGCUGUACCUGGACGAGGCCACCUUGAUAUGGAAUGGCAACGUAGUCACAGGGCUGGAAGACCUCGCUAACUUCUUUGAGAUGCUGCCUACCAGUGAGUUCCAGGUGAACAUGCUAGACUGCCAGCCGGUGCCCGGGCAGGCCACCCAGGCCCAGAGCACCGUGCUGGUGGUGACCAGUGGCACGGUCAAGUUCGAUGGGAACAGACAACACUACUUCAACCAGAACUUCCUGCUGACCACGCAGCCCACCCCGCACAGCACCGUGUGGAAGAUUGCCAGCGACUGCUUCCGCUUCCAAGACUGGGCCUCGAGUUAA
Messenger RNA from Dipodomys ordii (Ord's kangaroo rat), 423 nucleotides. RefSeq names its product NTF2-related export protein 2-like. The coding region runs from base 1 to 423 and encodes 140 amino acids. Gene Ontology annotation, biological process: protein import into nucleus. The transcript has a single exon. The record is from RefSeq and is a predicted model, not a curated record. NCBI's taxonomy places the organism in Eukaryota, Metazoa, Chordata, Mammalia, Rodentia, Heteromyidae. Gene Ontology annotation, cellular component: nuclear pore central transport channel.